Messenger RNA from Marmota monax (woodchuck), 7628 nucleotides. Its product is annotated as zinc finger protein 266. The record is from RefSeq and is a predicted model, not a curated record. Bases 1863 to 3761 code for a protein of 632 amino acids. NCBI's taxonomy places the organism in Eukaryota, Metazoa, Chordata, Mammalia, Rodentia, Sciuridae. Gene Ontology annotation, molecular function: DNA-binding transcription factor activity, RNA polymerase II-specific; RNA polymerase II cis-regulatory region sequence-specific DNA binding. Gene Ontology annotation, biological process: central nervous system development; regulation of transcription by RNA polymerase II. Gene Ontology annotation, cellular component: nucleus. The transcript has 6 exons.
UUUUGUCCCACAUAUUGAAAAUUAUUUUAGCAUGUCAUCAAUAAAAAAAAUUGAUAAUUACAUUCUUUUUCUCAUACUAAAUCUUCAUAAUUCACUGGACCCUAAAGUUUGAUUGUACUUAUUUUGUGUUUAUAUCUCACAAAAUUAAUACAGAGGGGUAGCAGUGGGAGGAAGGGAAAGAGAAGGUACCUGCUUGGCUUUCCUCCACACACUUGUACCCGGUAGCUGUGCUUUCUGCCACCAACCUGGGCAUGCUGCUUCCGGUCCCCCAGAGUCUAUUUUGCCGUACUGCUGGCUGCACAAAAUAGAUGUCUCCUACCAGUGCUGCUGCUGGGUGUGGUGCUGGUGGCAGCUGUGGCAUGGCUAGCAGCGGGCAUGUGUACCUGUGAGACUGCCUCCUGUUGUGAAGGAGUUGGUUGCAGUUGGCUGCCAGCUGGUGGGUAGAGUGACUUGAGAAGGAAGACUGUUUUCUAUUACCUGCCAAAUCAGUGUGCAUUGUGGGCCAGGAUGGCAUGGCAGAGCUGGGGAUUCGGCCCUGUUUGUGUGGAGCUGGAGGGGCCCCAAAGCCAUUGCCUGAGACUGCAUAGCUUGGAGCUCAAGGAUGAAGGUGUGUCCUACUGUGCCCCUAGUGCCUAGGUCAGCAUUGCUGACUCUACCUGGUACCAGGUGGGCAGUGCCUGCUUGUGCUCGUCACAGACUGGUGGUUACAGGGAUAGCUCCAGUCACUAGUGCCACCAUUACCUGCUGCUUUAUGAAGAGGCUGUGGAUGAUGAUCCCUUGUUCUCCGGUUCUUGCAGGUGUCUACUAUCUCCUAGCCAGCCAUCAUUCAUUUGACCUACCCCCAUCCAGAGUGAGAGAUAUGGCCUCCAUUCUCCUGUCUUCCCUCCCCAAUUCCUCCUUUCUCUCUGUUUUUAAUCUCAUGCCCAUCCUACAAGAAGGCCAUUUCCUGUUCUCAAACUAGUAUUUCUAAAACGAGAAUAAACUUGCUUUAUUUUUUAAAAAGGGGGGGAAAAUAUGCCUGUAAUCCCAACAUUUUAGGGGGCUAAGGCAGAAGGCUUGCCAGUUUGAGGCCAGCAUAGCAGCUUAUCAAGGCCCUAAAUAGUGAGACCCUGUCUCACAAAAUAAAAGGGGUUGAGGAUGUGACUCAGCAGUCAGUGACCUGGGUUCAGUCCCUGGUACCAAGAAAAAGCAGAUUCAGGAACUGGGGAUGUAGAGUACAUGCUUAGCAUGUGCAAAACAGGGUUCAGUUCCCAUUGCAUGCAUACACACACAAAUAGAUUCAGAUAUCCAAGUUAUUCCAAACAUAUUUGAGAGUUUUCAGGUAGCUAAAUCGUGUUCAUUUUUUUAUUCUGAUUUUAAUUUAUUAAGCAAAAUUAUUUAGUCAUACUAGAUCCUUAAGAAGUGGUCAAUAACACUUGGGGUUAGUACUACUGAAUUAUACUGUAUAGUUACAAGACUACCUUCUGGUCAUGUGGAGAGUAGUAAGAAUCAUAGGAGAUCAGGCUUUUAGGAUAAGCAGCAGCAUCCAAGUCCUGUUUGACAACUUCCAAACUGGAUGAUACUAGCCUAAUUAUAAGUGUUGUCUGAAUUGUAGGUUUCUUCAGUAUUAAGUAUGGUAAUGGUAGGAUGAUUAUGAUAAUUAUCUGAACUUAUAUAUAGAAAGGUAUUAGAGCAACCUCUGACAAAUACCAGUCUUGUCAGUAUUUGUGUAAUUGUACUUGUUAUUGAAUACUCCAUUUUUAGUGGCUUUCACAUAUGUUAACUGUAGAGAGAACACUAAUGUAUGAUGUUUAAUGACUGAUGUUUGAUGUUGAUUAAUGAUUGAUAUGAAUGGGACUCCACAUAACCCUGUAUGAAAAGGAAUGGAGAUUGCUUCUGUCCACUUAGAUUCAUACGCUGCCCUAAAGUGGUCUUGGCAUCAGGGAAGGGAGCAUUCAGGCACAUUUCACCAUCAGCAUCCCAGGAUGGCAGCCAUUGCUUUGUCCCAUGGCCUUCUUUCCACGGAACCAGUCUGCUUUUAUGAAGAAAAGACAAACGUAGAAAGAAUGGUGACUGACUACCAGGCAAAUUAUUACCAGGAUUCAGUGACCUUUGAUGAUGUGGCUGUGGAGUUCACCCUAGAGGAGUGGACUUUACUGGACACAACUCAGAGAAACCUAUACAAAGAUGUGAUGCUGGAGAACUUUGAGAACCUGACCUCAGUAGGAUAUCAGUUCUUCAUACCUAGUCUGAUCUCCUCGUUAAAAGAAGAACAGUUGAGGACAAUGGAAAGUGAAGUUCUUCAAUCUUCAGAAUUGGAACUCCAACCUAGCACCAAAGGGUCAGAGCUUCAGAAUGACUGUAUGACACAAACUUCCAUUGGGAUACAAACGCAGGCAAGCCUCAGUGAUGGAGGGACACUGUGUGACUAUAAGCCAUGUGGAGAAGUACCCAUUGAACAGUCAUGCCUUAUGACAGAUGUGAGAAUGCAAAAUCAAGGAUACAUUUCUGAGGGUAAUGGGUAUGGAGAAAACAUCCUUACUCUACAUAAACAAACCUCUACUGAACAGAACCUUUCUGAGUUGAAUCAGUGUGAACAAGUCUUCAGCCUGACUCCAGAUAUGAUGUACCAGGGAACUAGCAUGACAGAGAAACCCUUUGAAUACAGAGACAGUGGGGAAGCCUUCUUUAAUCAAUCAUACCUUCAGGCAAAUAUGGGAACUCACAAUGGAGGAAAUCCGUAUGAAUGGGAGAAAUAUGGGAACGAACCUAUUCAUGCCACAGACCUUGAUGUACAUCUUCAAAUUCUCAAUGCAACAAAACCCUACAAAUGGGAGGAAUGUGGAAAUGGCUUUCCAUGUUUUGUAUGCCUUAAUAAUCCCAUGGGAACCCACACUGGAAAUAAACUCUGUGAAUGCAAGGAAUGUUGGAGAGCCUUUGCAGUUUCCUCACACCUAACUCAGUAUGUAACAAUUCAUACAGGAGAGAAAUCCAAAAAAUGUGAGCAAUGUGGGAAGUCCUUCACUACUUUUUCUCAACUUUCUGCACAUAUAAAAACCCAUAAUGGAGAAAAGUCCUUCCAAUGUAGGGUGUGUGGCAAGUCCUUUAAAAAUAACGCAUACCUUAAUGAUCACAGUAGAAUUCACACUGGAAGAAAAUCAUAUAAAUGUGUGGAAUGUGGGAAAGCCUUUCUCCGGUGGUCAGGCCUGACUGAACACAUACGAGUUCACACUGGAGAGAAACCUUAUGAAUGUAAGGAAUGUGGGAAAACCUUCUCUAGAUCUACUCAGCUUACUGAACAUAUAAGAACACACACUGGAAUCAAACCCUAUGUAUGUAAGGAAUGUGGGAAAGCCUUCACUCAGUAUUCAGCCCUUGCUACACAUGUACGAAUUCACAGUGGAGAGAAGCCCUAUGAAUGUAAGGAAUGUGGGAAAGCCUUCACUAGGACUUCAGGCUUGAUUCAUCAUGUAAGAACUCACACUGGAGAGAAGCCUUUUGAAUGCGUUCAGUGUGGGAAAUCCUUCAUUACUUCUUCUCAUCGUACUAAACAUUUGAAAAUUCACAGUGGAGAAAAGCCCUUUGUGUGUGAUAUAUGUGAGAAAGCUUUUAUAUAUUCCACAUCCCUUAACAUUCACAUGCGAACCCAUACUGGAGAGAAACCCUACAUAUGUAAGCAAUGUGGAAAAGCAUUUGCUGUUUCCUCACGACUAAACAAACACACAAAAAUUCACACUGGGAAGAAGGCCUAUGAGUGUAAAGGUAUGGGUGUUACUAUUUAGCCCAUCUGUUGUGACCUUUAAAGUUGACAGUGACACCAAAGAUCAUCAGAUUAGUCUUAAUUGCCUUGUAUGGGUUGUAAUGGUUCAGAUUAUCCUUAGAUGCCAUCCUGAUAGUAUGAAAUAAGAUAUGUUGAUCCCCUGGAACUUUUUUUUCUUUUAGUAAUGUUUGGGAUCAACCACAGGGUUGAUGUACCAUUGAGCUACAUCCCUGGCCCCUUCCCUGUUGCCCAUUCACAGAUACCUGAGUCUGAGCACUUGUGGAUCUUAGGUGAGGUCAGUAUUGCAGGUUGGCCUCAUCCUGGUGCUUGGACUCAUAGUUACUGUAGCAUUAAUACAUGCUAUAUGAGAUAAAUGAAGAUUUGGUUCUUAUCCCUUGUUGAUAAGUGGCUGCCAGUGUGGCUUAUUCAUGUGAAAAUUCACCAGACUCCAAGAUGAUAUAGGACACAGGUGAAUUCUUGAAAGACACUCCUCCAAGCAUAUCCUCUAAUCCCACUGAUGUCCCACUGAGCAUGCCAAGAAGGAAACCAUCCUUACCUGUUCUUAAUGGCUAGUCAAUAUUCGUAGCUGAUUAUCCCUACAUCCUCUUCUUAUAAGAUCUAAGAAAUUUACUGCUUUGCCUGCUGGGUUCUUUGUAGAUCCAAGCAGCAGUGUCUUUGCUAGUAUAAUCUAAUUUCUGUUUCUGACUUCAGUUUUUGUUUGUUUGUUUUCCCAUUACUGGGGAUAAAUACAGGGUCUUGCCCAUGCUAGGCAAGCACCCUGACUGAGCUAUAUCCCCAGCGAUUUUUUUUUUUUUUAAUUUCAUUUCAAGAUAGGGUCGCACUAAAUUUCCCAGACUAGCCUAUAACUUAUGAUCCUCCUGCCUCAGCAUCCAGAAGGGUUGAAAUUAUAGGCAUGACCACCAUGCCCAGCCAACCCAUGAUCUUUUUAUCAAAUAGUUGUUCAACAACAUUUUUAGUAGAAGCUUUCUUAGUUUUUGUAGUAUGUUUAGACUAAAAGUUUUCCAAAUCUCCGAAGCUGUGGUUCCUUUUUGCUUAAUAUUCUUUCUUCAGUUCAGCUCUUAUUUUUUGUUUGUUUUGUUUUUGUACUGGGGAUUGGACCCAGAGGGGCUUCACCACUGUGCCACAUCCCCAGCCCUUUUUAUUUUUUUGAAAUGGGGUCUUGCUGAGUUGUUUAGGGCCUCACUAAGUUGCCGAGGCUGGCCUUGAACUUGGCAAUCCUUCUGCCUCAGCCUGCUGCAUUGCUGGGAUUAUAGGUGUGUACUACUGUGCCCACCUCAGCUCUUACCUUUUGCAUUUUAAUAAAGGAGUCAGGAGGAACCAAGCUACUCCUUCAACAUUUUAAUUAUAAUUCUCAGACUUUCAAUUGUAAUACUUCCAGGUUCUACCUUCUAUGAAAUGCUAGAAUAUAGUUCUACCAAGUUCUUUACCUCUGCCUUUCAAGGAUUGCAUUUUCUCCAUUUUUUAAUAAUAGUUCAUUGCCAAGUGACACUUCACCAGAAUAUCCUUUAUUAAUUUUUUUUUCCUGGCAUGUGCUUUAAAAAAUUUUCAGCCCUGAUACAUUACUGAAUUUCAAAGCUGCUUGCACAUUUUUAGGCAAAACCCCACUUUCAGUUCCAAAAUCUGUCAUAUUUAGCUUAGGCCACCAUAACAAAAUACCGUAUAUCAAGUGGCUUAAAAAGUGAUUCUGUUUUGAAUAAAUAAACUGAAAUGAUACAGAAAUUUAUUUUCUCACAUUUCUGAAGGCCAGAAGUCUGAGAUCAGGAGUACCAACCAGCACAGUCAACUUCUGGUGAGGCCUCUGUUCCUGGCACGCAGUUGCCAGCCACCUCAAUGUGUCUUCAUGUGAUGGAGACUAAGAACAAGGUCUCUCUGUCCUCUGAUAAAAUCAUAGCCCUGUUGGAUUUGUUCUCCACUCUUUUGACCUCACUUCAGUAAAGUCCUAAAGACCCCCACCUUAAAAGUCAUAUUGGGGUUUAAAUUAAACAUGAAUUAUUCGAAGUUGCCACUUUAGGGCACAUAAACACAUAGAUUCAUUUAUUUGGUUUGUCACCAAGCAGUCAUAUCUGUAGAGAAUGACUAUUAUUCUAGUUCAACUGUUAUUUUUUUUUUUAAUGAGUAUGAUCUCCAGCACAAUACUGACCAAAAGUAAUAAAAGCAGCAUAUUGUUCUUCAAAGUUCUGAUGAGAUGCUCUCCAUUUUAUUGACUUAUUAGGUUUUACUUUUUACCCAGUCUGUAUAAAGAUUUCUCAAUAUUCCUUAGUUUGUGAGGCUGCAUUUCUCUUGGAUUUAUUAAUUGCCUUCCCUGCAUCCUGUGAUCAUGUUCAUUCACUGGUAAGACUCAAGUACCUAGAACUCCAAUUGGCCUAUAAUGCCUAAUAAGUACUUGAAUGAGUGAAUGAAUGAAAGGACUCUCAAAUGUGGUCAUUUAUUGAUUUUUAUUAUUAUUUAUUUAAAUUUUUUUUUUUAAAUAUUUUGAGACAGUGUCUGGCCAAGUUGCUCAAGGCCUUGCUGAACUGCUAAAGUGUGUGGACUUGUAAUCCUCCUGUCUCAGCCUCCCAGAUCUCUGGGAUUAUAGGCAUGAGCUACCAUGCCUGGCUAUUUUAUUUUUUUAAUCUUAACACUUUAAAACUUUUUUGUGCUGGUGAUCAAACACAGGGCCUCACACAUGCUAGGGAAGCAGUAUACCACUGAGCUAUACCCAGCUAGUGUUAACUUUGUGUUCUUAGAUCCACUCAACUUGGACAUAAUGGAUCAUCUUUAAAGGUAACUUGCAUUUACUAAUGUUAUAAAAUAUUCUCACAAAUAUAUGUUUGAAUAACAAUGGCAUGUGAUUGUUCUGUAACAAAAAGCAGGGUAUGUGCUUAGCAUAUGCAAGGCCCUGGGUUCAUUCCCCAGUAUUACCAAAAUAAUAAUUCAAGAAAGACUUGAAAGAUAUUUUUAUGUAGAUUAUGACAGUAUCAUACAUUGCAUUGGGGAAUAUUGCCAUGUUUUCUAAAUUCUUAACUUGGUGAUUUAUCCUGUUGAUUUAUUCAGAUCUAGAGUAAUUAUUACUGUUUUAGGUACCCUUUUUCUACAAUGAUUUUAAAGCAUUUGGUCAAUUUCUUUUAUGCUUAUAGGACAACUAGGGUUUCCAAUCCCAUCUUACACAUUGUGAGUUAAAAUUUUAUAGGCAUGUUUUCAUUUUCACUUGUGCAGCAAAAAUUUGCGGGUUUUUUUUUCUUAUAUUUUUAAUGUUUACUGGUUGGGUAAUUAAGUUUACUUUAGGUUUCUUGCAUUCUGGAAUGAUUUCUUUGUGCAUUUUUAACUUGUGUUAAUCUUGGCAAAUAUUUAGUUUUGUGAUUUCUUUCAAAAAAUAUUUGUUUUGAAAAAAUCUAAACUUUCUCAUGUUUUCUAUUCAGUUCUUUUUUGAUAUUAAUAUGGCUAUAUCACCCUGAUUUUUUUUUUUUUUUCCAUUUCUAAGUCUCUCUGACCCUUUGUAUAUAUUCUGUUUGUUUUUUGGUGCUGGGAAUCAAACCUAGGGCCUCAUGCAUGCUAAGCACGUGCUCUACCUCUGAGCUACAGCCCAGCCCCAGAGGUGUCUUUAUACUUUAGUAGCUGGAGUUUAAAAAAAAAUAAAAAAUCGAAUACUUGAAAAAUCCUAACAAUCCUUUUCUUUUAUCUCGAACAUUUAGUCCAUUAUGUAUAAUAUAAUUAGUAAUAAAUUUGGAGUAAUUUUUAGCAUCUUGUUUUUUUCUGUUUGUCCUUGUGCUUAUCUGUAUUUGUACUGGUAUUUUUCAUUGAGAUUACUCUACUCUUGGUGUUUUAAAUUUAGGUACUCCGUUACUUUUUAGUUGCUAUCUAAACCAUUAAAUUCAUUAAAAAAUUUUAA